Molecule: messenger RNA, 3923 nt
Organism: Corythoichthys intestinalis (scribbled pipefish)
Lineage: Eukaryota; Metazoa; Chordata; Actinopteri; Syngnathiformes; Syngnathidae
Product: oocyte zinc finger protein XlCOF6-like
Exons: 3
Coding region: 407-2437 (676 amino acids)
Biological process (GO): regulation of transcription by RNA polymerase II
Cellular component (GO): chromatin; PcG protein complex; transcription regulator complex
Molecular function (GO): RNA polymerase II cis-regulatory region sequence-specific DNA binding; DNA-binding transcription factor activity, RNA polymerase II-specific
Source: RefSeq, a predicted model, not a curated record
ACCAAGCAAUGGCUGCAGUCAUUGUGAUUGUCCCAAUAUUGACUUCUUUCUCUCCCCCUCCGCCUACUUCUUCUCCGACCUUCAAGUGGCGGCUCAGGAGACUUGCUUUCCCAUCGUGCAAUCCUGGUCGGAAACACAAAGGAUAACUACUGGUCGAGGUGGAACAUUUUUUCUCCGCGGAUUUUUUUUUCUUUGAGCGCGUCUUGUUUUUCCUCGAUUUCAUUGACUUAAACCGAAGCCUCGACGACGUGUCCAGCAUUAGCUACCUUACGGACUCAAACAUCAGUCAAGCUCUCGGCACUCGUUGAAGUUUUGCGGCCUACUUUAGCCUAGCCUAGCCUAGCUGGCCAACCACUAACAAAGCUGCAAGGCACGUCGUCAAGCGUACUCAGUUCUAGUGAGGAAAAUGUCCGCAAAAACGACAACGGCUGCAGUAAAGUUCCAGGAGGAACUUUGUGGAGUCAAAGAGGAGUCCCCACGUCACCAACACUUAACUGUGCGCAAAAUAGUGCACGCAAAGGUUGUUCUUCACAGACUAGAAGAUCUAUAUGUCAGCCAAGCCCAUCGUCAUGAGCCCCAGGUUUCUGCAUUCAUCAAAGAGGAGGAAGAGGAAGAGUCACCAUACAUCAAGGAAGAGGAGGACUUCGUACCCAUUAAAGGUUUCAGCAAAUAUCUUGGUCCAAAGUGGCAGGAGUCUGAGUCUCCUGUAGUUAAAGAGGAAGUGGAGCACCCACACAUGAAACAGGAAGAGCCAGAGCACCCUCAACAGCAAAAUAGAGAACUGCAACUUCCACUCAAAAAGUCGGAGGUAGAGCUUCCAUACGUUAAAGAGGAGGACGAUGUCACCAUAUUGACUGGUGAGCCCUUGAAGAGUGAGAAUGGUCCGAGCGAGGCCAGCAGAGGGAUGGAGCCUCCAAGUGGCAGCAGCAACUCAACAGGAUCGCAAGCACACAUUUUAAUUUCACCAUCAGAUAGAAAUGGCGUCAUGUCACACUCGCCUUACAAAGAAGAUUGUCGUAAGAAAUCUCACUGUGACGACAAACUCAUCAAAUGCUCCCACUGUGGGAAAACCUUUACUUCUAAGCAAACUUGUCGUACCCAUAUGAGGAGGCACACUGACGAAAGACCUUUUGUCUGCUCAGUAUGUGGUCAAGGAUUCAGUCAAAAGAGUGCCUUUAAAGUGCACACAAAAACCCACACUGGUGAAAAACCCUUUUCCUGCUCAGUUUGUGGUAAAGAAUUCCCUUGGAAGAGCCGCUUAAGCGCACACUCCAGAACCCACACUGGCGAAAAACCUUUUUGCUGCUCAGUUUGUGGCCAAAGAUUCAGUCAAAAGCACAACUUCAACACACACUCCAGAACCCACACUGGCGAAAAACCUUUUUGCUGCUCAGUUUGUGGCCAAAGAUUCAGUCAAGAGAGGGCCUUUAAAGUACACACAAAAACCCACACUGGUGAAAAACCCUUUUCCUGCUCAGUUUGUGGUAAAAAAUUCCCUUGGAAGAGCCGCUUAAGCACACACUCAAGAACACACACUGGCGAAAAACCUUUUUGCUGCUCAGUUUGUGGUCAAAGAUUCAGUCAAAAGAGCAACUUCAAAGCACACUCCAGAACCCACACUGUCGAAAAACCUUUUUGCUGCUCAGUUUGUGGCCAAAGAUUCAUUCAAAAGAGCUCCUUCGACACACACUCCAGAACCCACACUGGGGAAAAAGCUUUUUCCUGCUCAGUGUGUGGUAAAAAAAUCAGCCACAAGAGCUACUUAAACACACACUCAAGAAACCACACUGGCGAAAAGCCUUUUUCCUGCUUAGUUUGUGGUCAGAGAUUCUGUACAAACAGCGCCUUAAGCAAACACACAAGAACCCACACUGGCGAAAAAGCUUUUGUCUGCUCAGUUUGUGGUAAAAAAUUCGCUUGUAAGAGGUACUUAAGCGCACACACAAGAAUCCACACUGGCGAAAAAGCUUUUUCCUGCUCAGUUUGUGGCCAAAGAUUCAGUCACAAGAACGCCUUAGAAAUACACACAAGAACCCACACCGGCGAAAAAGCCUUUUCCUGCUCAGUGUGUGGUAAAAAAUUAAGUCAAAAGAGCCAGUUAAGUGCACACUCAAGAACCCACACUGGCGAAAAGCCUUUUUCAUGCUCAGUUUGUGGUCAAAGAUUCCAUACAAAGAGCAACGUAAACAUACACAUAAGAACACACACUGGUGAAAAAGCUUUUUCAUGCUCAGUGUGUGGUAAAAAAUUCACUCAAAAGGUCCACUUAAACGCACACUCAAGGACCCACACUGGCAAAAAACCCUUUUCCUGCUCAUUUUGUGGUCAAGGGUUCGCUGAAAAGCAACACUUAAUGUUACACAUAAGAAACCACGCUGAUGAAAAACCUUUUUCCUGCUCAUUUGUGGUCAAAGAUUCAGCCGAAAGAGCAACGUAAACACACACACAAGAACCCAUACGGGCGAAAAAGCUUUUUCCUGCUCAUUUGUGGUCAAAGAUUCAGUCAAAAGAGCAACGUAAACACACACAAGAAUCCACACUGGCGAAAAACCUUUUUCCUACUCAAUUUGUGGUCAAGGAUUCACUUGGAAGGAUCCGAUGAAGAAACACGUGUGUGGUGGCCAAUGACUGUUUUGUCUGUCAUCAAUGAUUGCUACAUCAGAUUUUGCAAGCAGGACGAUUGUGUUGUGUAGAGCGUCCUCAAAUCCAGUUGAAAACUGCUACUUUUGGUGCCUUACGUGUGCUUUGUCCUAUCCUUGUAUCCUUGCAUCCACACUAUUGCCAGAAGUAUUGUCUCACCUGAUUACCUCUCAAGUGAAGCAAUAGAGCAACAAGUUCUGUAACAUUUGACAAUAAUCAUCAUAAUAAUUCCUGUCGUACGUUGUUGCCAAAGAAGUCGUCCUUCUGUCGUCUGAGUCUGCCUCCUUUGCUUUUUCUGGACGAAUGGAACAAGUGAUCUAAUUUGAGAGCACACACCUAGUCGGUAUACUUCUGCCAGCUUUCUGAUUGGUUGGCUUUGUGGCACAUUUGCAAUGUGUGUGCCAAACUGAUUGCGCAGAUAGAGAAAAAUCGGUGCUUGCACGGGUCGACAGAUUGAGCGGUAGGGGGGAAUUGAGCGGGUAAAAUUAACAUUCAAACAAUUAUGGAGCACAGAGUACAUUUUUUUUGCUCAAUAUUGUUUCCUGUAUUCCAAUUCUGUUAUUGCUUGCUCAAAAUCUUUAAUUUCUCACUCAGAGUAGUGGCACAAAUACACACCACAAAUGGCAAACUACUACAGGAAGCAUCAGGCUUGCCAUUUUUGAAAAUAAUUUUAGUUUUUAUCCUGCAUGUGAGAAUAUGCAAUAUUGCUUUAGCCUUUUAUGGUGUUUACUGAGUAUAUCUACAUUCUAAAUAUAACUCGUAGCAUUAGCUUUACCAUGGGGAGCAUCCUCUUAAACUCUCAAUUGUUAACAUCUCGUGACGUCCAGGUGGGUUUAAUUAUUUGAAAAUAAUGUUCUGUUCUCGCUGAGCGUGUAUAAUCAUAAAAGGAAGUCCUGCGGUAGUGUGUAUAUACGUAUAUACUGUAUAUCGGCCUCAAAUAUCGGCUUACAGAAGCUGCUUAGGAUAUGUGAUAUACCAUCUUUUCAAUUAGUUUUCACAUCCUAAUGUAUAUGUUUGUGUAGAAAACCCCCGUGAAUGACUUUGUUCUUAACUGUCCUACACCCUUUCAGUUGCAGCUCACAUGGUACAUUCCAUUACUAUUCAUAGCGCGUUUGCUCAUAUAGAAAUGCAAAGUUAUGCAGUUCGUGCAGCUAAUAGGCAACCUAAUGGCACGAGUUGACUAAAGCACCUAUGUUUUCAUAUCCCCAAGUACCUUCAUUUGGCCAAAAGAUUGCAGCAUUGUUUCAUGUACGAAUAAUUGCCAGACUGAUGCUAUGAUUUGU